Molecule: messenger RNA, 670 nt
Organism: Ceratina calcarata
Lineage: Eukaryota; Metazoa; Arthropoda; Insecta; Hymenoptera; Apidae
Exons: 3
Coding region: 270-632 (120 amino acids)
Source: RefSeq, a predicted model, not a curated record
AAAGAUAUAACAUUAUUAUUGAUGCACAUUCAUCACUACAUGUAUAUUAUUCUAACGUCUCAUGUGCACAUGCUAGUGCGUGGGGAAUCGUUUUAGGUAUGAUAAGAAUCGCAAUUUUUUUUAGCUUAGAUUCCUGCGUCCAGGAGUCCUGACAGUAUGCUCUAGAUAAGUGAUAACGCGAGCAGUAACCUUCAGGAGGAGGCGGAUGGUUAAGAUGUUUUUACGAUGGUUAGUAGUAGUGACACGGGCAGGAGAACAGACUCUGCGUGAUGAGGUCAUCGUAUGGUUUUUUAGCCGCGCCGGCAGUCUCAACGCGGAGCGCCCGAACGCCGGUUGCUACGUAUAAUCCUGCGGCAGGGACAUGCCUGCCAUGUGCCUGCCUGGUCUAUCCGCUACGUAUCGUUUCUCCAAUCGCGAGUGCAGCGUAUCCUCCUUCCUCCACGGUGUCGCGAAACCGUCGCCCAGACGCGGACACGUUCACCUUUCUUUUAAUUCGUCCACCUCGACGGAUUGCCGGUUACACGGCUGAUCAACACUUUUCAGCCAGUUCCGAGCUUUCUGCCGCGAAGUGUGCUUCUUCAUCAAACGUUGUUGCGCGCACGUGGAGGAGGAUGCCUCAAGACAGCUUCUAGUAACUCCGAGUUUGAAGUUCUGACUCGCGUUCGCGGGU